Messenger RNA from Aspergillus nidulans FGSC A4, 3096 nucleotides. Its product is annotated as C-1-tetrahydrofolate synthase. The record is from RefSeq and is a predicted model, not a curated record. NCBI's taxonomy places the organism in Eukaryota, Fungi, Ascomycota, Eurotiomycetes, Eurotiales, Aspergillaceae. Gene Ontology annotation, cellular component: cytoplasm. Gene Ontology annotation, molecular function: methenyltetrahydrofolate cyclohydrolase activity; formate-tetrahydrofolate ligase activity; catalytic activity. The transcript has 5 exons. Gene Ontology annotation, biological process: tetrahydrofolate interconversion; folic acid-containing compound metabolic process. Bases 1 to 3096 code for a protein of 1031 amino acids.
AUGCCAUACUCCCCCGCCUAUUUGGCAACAGUACCCCGCUGUGCUGCUCCAGCAAACAGCCUAGGUUUACAACCGUCGGCUCUGCGUCAGCCUCCUUCACGCCAAUUUUUCUCCUGCAAAUCUUCCUGUCCCUCUUUAUACACUCGACUGUCCUCUGUUCGACGCGGGUUCCUUAUUGAGUCUUGCCGAAGAGUUCCCCGACGUUCCCCGGAGAGCCUCAGAAACUUUCCCGCUUUACCGUGUCAACGUCGUACAUUCUCGAGCACAGGCGUCGCCAUGGUGGCCGAAAAGAUCGAUGGCACGCAAAUCGCCAAGGACAUCCGGGCGGGGUUGAAGGAUGAAAUCCAGAAGAUCCAGGAAAUCAACCCCAGGUUCAAGCCCAGCCUGGUGAUCUUCCAAGUCGGAGAUAGGUCUGAUUCAAGCACAUAUGUGCGCAUGAAGUUGAAGGCGGCUGAGGAAGCAAACAUCCUCUGCAAGAUCGUCAACUUCCCCGAGUCCAUUACUCAGCCUGAAAUUCUCCAAGAGAUCAGCCAGGCCAACAAUGACCCCUCAGUACACGGCAUCCUCGUCCAGUUACCCCUUCCCCAGCACCUUUCCGAGCAUGCGGUCACCUCCGCUGUAGCCGACGAGAAGGAUGUCGAUGGUUUCGGAGCGAUUAAUAUUGGAGAGCUCGCCAAGCGUGGUGGUCGCCCGCUUUUUGUUCCUUGCACACCGAAGGCCGUAAUGGUCCUUCUCAAGGCCAGUGGUGUCGACCCAGCGGGCAAAGAGGCAGUUGUCCUUGGCCGCAGCGACAUUGUUGGAAGCCCUGUUAGCUACCUUCUCAAGAAUGCAGACGCGACCGUCACUGUGUGCCAUUCGAAGACCCCCGAUAUUGCUAGCGCUGUAAAAAAGGCGGAUAUUGUUGUCGCGGCGAUUGGUAAGACAGAGUUCGUCAAGGGCGACUGGAUCAAGCCAGGCGCCGUCGUUAUCGACGUUGGUAUCAACUACAAGCCUGAUUCCACGAAGAAGUCAGGACAGCGUUUGGUCGGUGACGUCGAGUACGAGUCGGCCUCCCAAGUGGCUUCAAAGAUCACGCCUGUCCCCGGUGGUGUUGGGCCCAUGACAGUAGCUAUGCUUCUGGAGAAUGUUGUUGCUUCGGCCAAAGCAUACUUUGAGAAACAGAAGGAGCGACAUAUCACCCCGCUCCCGCUCAAGCUGGCCACCCCGGUUCCCUCAGACAUCGCCAUCUCCCGCUCGCAGUACCCUAAGCCUAUUACUCAAGUCGCGUCCGAGAUCGGUAUCGCAUCUCACGAACUUGAGCCGUACGGUCAUACUAAGGCCAAAGUGAGCCUUGAAGUACUUAAUCGUUUGAGCCACCGCCGUAAUGGCCGCUACAUCCUGGUCUGUGGUAUCACUCCCACUCCUCUAGGAGAGGGCAAGUCGACAACUACGUUGGGUCUCAGCCAGGCCCUAGGUGCACACUUGAACCGUGUCGCUUUUGCCAACGUCCGCCAGCCGAGCCAGGGUCCUACGUUCGGUAUCAAAGGUGGAGCCGCCGGUGGAGGCUACAGUCAGGUCAUUCCCAUGGAUGAGUUCAAUCUGCAUUUGACUGGUGAUAUUCACGCCAUCACUGCCGCUAACAACCUCCUUGCCGCUGCAAUCGAGACACGUAUGUUCCACGAGGCUACCCAGAAGGACGCCGCGCUGUACAAGCGUCUCGUCCCAGAGAAGAAGGGCAAGCGCGAGUUCAAGCCUAUCAUGUUCAAGCGGCUAAAGAAGCUGGGAAUCAACAAGACCGACCCCAACGAGCUUACUGAAGAAGAAAUCAAUCGGUUUGCCCGCCUUGACAUUGACCCUUCGACCAUCACUUGGCGCCGUGUUCUGGACGUCAACGAUCGACACCUUCGCGGAAUCACCGUUGGACAGGCGCCAACGGAGAAGGGACUAACACGUGAAACUGGGUUUGACAUCUCGGUUGCCAGUGAAUGUAUGGCAAUUCUGGCCCUGAGCAGUGAUCUCGCAGAUAUGCGGGAGAGACUUGGUCGUAUGGUUGUUGCUACCUCGAAACGGGGAGAGCCGGUCACUUGCGACGAUAUCGGUGCUGGGGGAGCGCUUGCGGCGCUGAUGAAGGACGCGAUCAAGCCCAACUUGAUGCAGAGUUUGGAAGGUACGCCUGUUCUAGUUCACGCCGGUCCCUUCGCCAACAUCAGUAUCGGAGCCAGUUCGGUCCUUGCGGACCGGGUAGCACUGAAGCUGGCGGGUACCGAGCCCGAGGAGGACCAUGAAGCCAAGACUGGUUUCGUUGUUACAGAGGCUGGUUUCGACUUCACCAUGGGCGGAGAGCGCUUCUUCAACAUUAAGUGUCGGUCGUCUGGUCUUUCUCCUGACACUGUAGUCAUUGUUGCUACUGUGCGUGCCCUGAAAGUUCACGGUGGUGGUCCUGAGAUCAGCCCUGGAGCUCCACUACACGAGGUCUACCGCACAGAGAACACCGAGAUUCUCCGCAAGGGCUGUGUUAACCUUAAGAAACACAUUGAAAAUGCCCGGCAGUACGGAGUCCCCGUCGUGGUAGCUAUCAACCGCUUCGAGACCGACACCGAGGCGGAGAUCGCUAUCAUUCGCGAGGAGGCCAUCUCGGCGGGUGCGGAGGACGCAGUCUCCGCCAACCACUGGGCCGAGGGCGGAGCCGGCGCCGUCGACCUGGCCAAGGCUGUCAUCAUUGCUAGCUCCAAGCCAAAGGACUUUAAGCUGCUCUACGAUCUCAACGGCAGUAUCCAGGAGCGCAUUGAGCGGAUCGGUAAGGCCAUGUACGGUGCGGAGAAGGUGGAGUUCAGCGAACUCGCUCAGAAGAAGGUCGACACAUACACUGCCCAAGGCUUCUCUAACCUCCCGAUCUGUAUCGCCAAAACACAGUACUCUCUCAGUCACGACCCCGCGCUGAAGGGCGCUCCGACUGGGUUUACCGUUCCCAUCCGCGAUGUACGAUUGGCUGUGGGCGGUGGAUACCUGUACGCGCUCGCAGCGGACAUCCAGACGAUCCCCGGGCUGCCGACCGCUCCUGGGUACCUGAACGUGGACAUUGACCCCGAGACCGGGGAGAUCGACGGGCUCUUCUAG